Molecule: messenger RNA, 2074 nt
Organism: Megachile rotundata (alfalfa leafcutting bee)
Lineage: Eukaryota; Metazoa; Arthropoda; Insecta; Hymenoptera; Megachilidae
Product: putative cytosolic Fe-S cluster assembly factor CPIJ010948
Source: RefSeq, a predicted model, not a curated record
UUUAUAUAUAUACAUAUGUAUAGAGAGAGAAAGAGAGAGAAAAUGACAUCUCGAUUUAGUGGAGCAUUACAGCUUACAAGUUUGGAUGAUUUCAUUACUCCUUCACAGGAAUGUAUAAAACCUAUAGAAAUUCAGGCAUCAAAAAGUAAAACUGGUGCAAAAAUAAAAAUUGAAGAAGAUGGAGUACCCUCAAUAUUAAAUGAAGUUGGGCAAUUUGAAAAACUACAGAAAGUUGAAAUCACGCUUGCUGAUUGUUUAGCUUGUAGCGGUUGUAUUACAUCUGCAGAGAGUGUAUUAGUCACACAACAAAGUCAAGAAGAACUGUUGAGAGUGUUCAAAGAAAAAGUAUCUGAGUGUCAGAAUGAAGAUGGUACAUGUUCUAAAUUUAUAGUAGUUAGUCUCUCUGUACAAGCAGUACUGUCUAUAGCAAAACGUUAUGAUCUUAAUCCAGAACAAGCAUUAAAUAAACUUGCUGGAUACUUCUAUCAGUUAGGAGCAGAUAUAGUUGUAGAUAUGACUAUAGCUGAUGAUUUUGCAUUAUUAGAGUCUGCUAAAGAAUUUGUAGAACGUUACAAAGCAGCUAAAGGAGGUGCAACAAAUCAGUUACCAAUGUUAUCUUCUUCUUGUCCAGGAUGGGUAUGUUAUGCUGAAAAAACUCAUGGCAAUUUUAUACUUCCAUACAUUAGUGUUACAAAGUCUCCUCAGCAAAUUAUGGGAUCAUUAGUCAAGUAUCAUUUAGCUGAAACUAAGGGUCUUUCACCAGAACAAAUAUAUCAUGUAACUCUUAUGCCUUGUUAUGAUAAAAAAUUAGAAGCAUCCAGAGAAGAUUUUUAUAAUGCAGAAAGAAAUUCUAGAGAUGUAGAUUGUGUUAUAACACCAAUUGAACUAGAACAAAUGUUGAAUGAAUAUAAUGUAACAUUGAGUGAAGUAAAUGAAAAAGAAGUUCAAAAACCUUUUGGAGUACAAACAGAAAAUUUAGAAACUAAUUUAUGCAGUCAUAGUGGUUCAGGUUCUGGUGGUUAUGCAGAUUUUAUCUUCCGUUAUGCUGCAAAAUAUCUAUUUGAUGAAACUGAUGUUAUAGUUGAAUUUAAGAAUUUAAGAAAUCCUGAUUUUCAAGAAGCAAUUUUUUACAAGAAUGAGCAGCCACUAUUAAAAUUUGCUAUUGUCAAUGGAUUUAGGAAUAUACAAAAUCUUGUACAAAAACUAAAAAGAGGGAAAUGCCCAUAUGAUUAUGUUGAAGUCAUGGCAUGUCCUUGUGGAUGUCUUAAUGGAGGAGCACAAAUUAGACCUGUAGACAAUAUUCAACCACGCGAGUUAGCAUUAAAAUUAGAAUCUAUGUAUCAUGAACUUCCUGAGAGUAAUCCUGAGAAGAACAAAGCAGUCCAAAAUUUGUACAGAAAUUGGUUGGGAGGAGAAUAUACAGAUAAGGCUUUAGCACAUUUUCAUACUCAGUAUCAUGAAAUAAAAAAGGCAGAUAUUGCUCUUGCUAUAAAAUGGUAAUUAAAAAAUAGAUUAUUGAUUAUUAAACAUUGUGAACAUUUAUUUAAACAAUAAGUUUGUUAGAAACAACUCUUUCACAAAAUUGAAACAUGUGAUUUAACAAAUAUAACGUAUAUCUUGUUAUAAAAUAAUGACCUUAUAAUUAAAUGUAUAAUGUUAAAAUGUAUAAUAAAUGUAAAAAAAUUACAUAUAUUAUAUACCAAUUACAUGUUAUCACAAUUACAUAGCAAUAUAUUGUGCUGAAUGUAUAAAAGAUUGUCUUUUACCGUUGUUAAUAUCAUUUAAUUAAAUAAUCUAAUGUGACUAGAACAGAUUCUAAGAAAGAACUAUAAUUCUUCAGAAACAUGUUAUUUUGUAUCUUUUCUUGUAAUAGUGCAAUAAUGUUUUGUACAUAGUGUUAUUACACAUCCAAAGAACAAUAGUAUAAUAUAUAUUUAUUAAAUCAAUACAUUUUGUAACACAAAUUACCGAUGUACAUUGAGUAAUACUGACAAAGCAAUGUUAAAGAAUGUAAACCACAGAAAAAUAUUGUGAAUGUAAGUUUUGUUAAAAUAAUAAAAUUAAAAUAAAAAAG